Molecule: messenger RNA, 1632 nt
Organism: Prunus persica (peach)
Lineage: Eukaryota; Viridiplantae; Streptophyta; Magnoliopsida; Rosales; Rosaceae
Product: kunitz trypsin inhibitor 2
Exons: 1
Coding region: 883-1509 (208 amino acids)
Molecular function (GO): endopeptidase inhibitor activity
Source: RefSeq, a predicted model, not a curated record
AUGGAAACCUGUGAAGCUUCCUCCCUAUGAAGCUUCCUCCCAUUUGUAUUGUAUUGGUAAGGUGGAGCCCACAUGUUGGAAAGCUUUGCCUAUAUACGGGUUCACCCCUUUGUUUGUAAUAUACACAUUCAACACCUAAAUGAGAAGAAAAAACUCUGAAGGGAAGUUCAGUUCCUACAUUCUUCUCUCUCUGUCUCUCAAUUCUUUCUCUCAAUUUUCCUCUCUAAAUUCUCCAGUUUUAUAACAAGAGCGAUUUUUUUUAUUUUUUAUUUUUUGGUCAAGUAAUAGAGAGCGAUAGGAUGCAGACUUAACAAUCUUUUUUGUUUUCCUCAGUUGUUUAUUUGGAGAUGCUGUGGUACUCUUUUUCCUUGACCGGAUUUUCCUUCUUUUGGGGGUUUCAUAUGGCAAGGUUUUAAUGAGACUAUUCUCUCCGUUUCGUCAAUUGAUUCUAUUGUAAGUGCUGAUGCAAAUUCAAUGAAAUUCUUCUCUUUGAUUUAAAAAAUAUAAGUGGUUAACCUACCUUGCCAAACAUGUCAUGCAGUACCAAUUAGCUCACAGCUAGCUUAAUGGUAUUUCGCUAAUAUUGUAAGAAAUCUCAAAUUCGAAUCUCAUAGAUUUUUAAAAUAUUUUUUUAAAAAGUAAGUUUAUAUGAAAGCAGGCGAAAACUUUGAAUCAUAUUAGGUACGUACAUGGCUUUCUAAUUAUACCAAGUUUCACUUUUUCAGCAUAAAACACAUUUUAAUAACUCAGCCCAAUUAAUUAGUUAUGGAUAAGAACAAAUAAAUGCAAGAGGCAUCAUAUUUCAACCCAUACCUAACUCAGUCUCAGUUAUGAAUACAAUAGUCUCUCUUCUGUCUUCAUUCAUUGGUACACAAAAUAACUAUGGCAUUGAAAGCCCCAUAUCCACUAGUAUUUUGCUUCCUUCUCUUUGCCUUCUCAGCCAAGCUACGGUCGGUUGCAGCCGAUGCUGCUCCUUCCCCAGUGCUUGACAUCACCGGCAACAAGCUCCAAACCGGAGUCGAUUAUUACAUCUUGCCGGUCAUCCGUGGGAGAGGUGGUGGGCUUACUCUGGCCAGCACUAGCAACAAGACCAGCUGCCCACUUGAUGUUGUUCAAGAACAAAAUGAGGUCUCCAAUGGUCUUCCACUGAAAUUCUCGCCUGUGAAUGUCACGAAAGGCGUUGUUCGUGUAUCAACUGAUCUUAACAUCAAGUUCUCUGCUACUACAAUCUGUGUUCAAUCUACGGUGUGGAAGUUGGGCAAAUUUGAUGAACAAACAGGACAGUGGUUUGUCACGAGCGGUGGGGUUGAGGGCAAUCCGGGUCGUCAAACUACAAGCAAUUGGUUUAAGAUUGAGAAAUUUGGUGAUGACUACAAGCUCGUUUUCUGUCCAACAGUGUGCAAUUUCUGCAAAGUUAUAUGUGGAGAUGUUGGCAUUUUUUUUCAAGACGGGAAAAGGCGUCUUGCUCUCAGUGAUGUGCCAUUCAGAGCCAUGUUCAAGAAAGUAUGAACUGAAAAAUUAAGAAUGUGCUAACAUGCAUUUUUGAAAUUAAUGUAUGAUUAUGUUUUGCUUCAAUAAAAUUUCAUUCAAGUUACUUUCAUUUUCAUGUUGAUUGUUUAAAUAAUAUUGUGA